AAAAGAAACGCAACCAACAAGCCAGUGCUCCGCCUUUGCAGCGUGACUCCCCACGAACAUGUGCCGUCCGUUGGAAAUCCAAGGGACUCUCAAUGGAACUUUAUCCACAAAGAUACCCCAACAAGCAACCAGAAAUGAGUAUGGCGCUUCCUCCAUGGCAAAGGGGAUGAUGCCUACCGCGAUGGACAUUCAUGCCAUCCACCCGAUUCCGUUCAUGAACCCGAUGAUGAUGUCGGCGUACGCCAAGCCCUCGUCGUUCGAGUUCAUGAUGCAACAAGCCUCUCCCGCAUCGAUGUACCCCCCGAUGAUGAUGAUGAACAACCAAUAUCAACCCGCCGCCGACACGUUGGACUCCGACGCUAGCUCCAUGCAGGAUCUGUUGGAGUAUGCUCUGUUCAACGACGAGGUGAAGCCCAAGGGCGGCUCCACCGAUGGCGACAGCGACCUCGAAGUCACGGAAGAGUUCGACAACAAGGAAAUCGACAUUCUGUACACGUUUUUGAUGGAUCGCAGCCCUUCUACGUUCAUUCCGUCGCUUGCUGUGCCGACACCGAUCGUCCACCCCAACCCGACUACCUUCGACCCUAACAGCGGUGUCAUCUCCCUCAACCUUCUCGACGAGUCUCCUUUGGGUGCCUACUUGGAUGGCGACGAUGAGUGCGACGAAGAACUUCUCAACAUGCAACUUGUGGCGCCCCCUCAGUUCGACACUCAGGCGAUAAGGAUGAAGAGCAGUGACACCGACUCAUGGACCGACGACUCGAGUGAAACCAAUGCGCAUGACAAGAAUCGUCGUUUGUGCAAAAUGACGGGGUGCCAGCGGCGCUCCCGUUCGCAUGGCCUCUGUAUCUCCCACGGCGGCGGCCGACGGUGUGCUGUCGACGGAUGCGGGAAAAGCAGCCAAGGCGGGAACUUGUGCAUCAAGCAUGGCGGCGGAAAGCGCUGCGAGAUGGAGGACUGCAAUCGUGCGGCGCAGUCCAACAAUCUGUGUAAAGCGCACGGCGGUGGACCCCGCUGCCUCUUUGACGGGUGCGACCGAAGUUCCCAAGGCGGCGGGUACUGCCGUUCCCACGGCGGCGGCAAACGCUGUCUAUUUGAAGGCUGCGACAAGGGUACCCAGCGUGGGGAAUUCUGCGCGUUGCACGGAGGGUCGCGGCUCUGCGGCGUGUCUGGAUGCAUGCGCAACGACCGCGGCGGGGGGUUCUGUGCCACCCACGGGGGAGGCAAGCGCUGCCGCCAAGAAGGAUGCGAGAAGCCGUGUCGCCGCCGCGGCAUGUGCUCCGCCCACAUUCGCCUACUCGAUGAAAAGUAAUAACCAAGAAGGAAGCGCGCUGACGGGCUGAGGAGAAGAGUGAGAGACUAUUAGAUGACUGCCUCGGAAGUGUUUGUAUAUUUUAUUCACGUCCUUCAUUCAAGUGGGAUGCCAUUGUUCCUUUGGUGUUUCGGUGGUUUUACAGUUAGCUUUAAAAUGGCAUAAAUAAAAGUAGAUAUGGCACAACA
Molecule: messenger RNA, 1500 nt
Organism: Aphanomyces astaci
Lineage: Eukaryota; Oomycota; Saprolegniomycetes; Saprolegniales; Verrucalvaceae
Exons: 1
Coding region: 59-1312 (417 amino acids)
Source: RefSeq, a predicted model, not a curated record